Molecule: messenger RNA, 1218 nt
Organism: Carya illinoinensis
Lineage: Eukaryota; Viridiplantae; Streptophyta; Magnoliopsida; Fagales; Juglandaceae
Exons: 2
Coding region: 1-1218 (405 amino acids)
Biological process (GO): DNA repair; telomere maintenance
Molecular function (GO): DNA helicase activity
Source: RefSeq, a predicted model, not a curated record
AUGUACCCAGCAGUGUAUAGUUUACAUUUACAUCUAGAGGAUCAACAUCCAGUUACUUUCCGAGCAAAUGAUGAUCUAAUCAAUAUUGUCAACUUAGAUCGUUCUAGAAAAUCGAUGUUAACAGAAUUUUUUGCAUUAAAUCGAGUAGACGAGAAUGCAAAGAGAUUACUGUAUAAAGAAUUUUUAGAAUAUUAUGUUUGGAACCAACAAAACAAAGAUUGGACUCCUCAGAAAAAGAAAACUGUUAUAGGCCGUAUUGUUACAGCAAAUCCAUUUGAAGGCAAAAGGUAUUAUCUACGGAUAUUGCUAAACCAUGUAAGAGGACCUUUGUUAUUUGACGAUCUCAAGAUAGUUGAUGGUGUUGUGGCUCCAACAUUUCGCAAGGCAGCAACAAUGCAUGAGUUGCUACAGAGAGACAGUAGCUUAGAAGAUUGUUUACAGGAAUCAUCUUUAUAUCAAAUGCCAUCCAGUUUGAGACGGUUAUUUGUAACAAUAUUGGUUUAUUGUAAUCCAACCAAUCGGAUGGAGCUUUGGAAACGCUUUGAGCAAGAUAUGUCAGAUGAUUUCAAAUCAACAGAAGAUUCUAUAUCAAAUGUAAGAACUCAAGUAUUGAAGUCAAUUUCUUUUACAAUUGAAUCAAUGGGGAAAGACAUUAAUUCCUACCAUCUUCUUGAUGAUGACAUUUGCUUCGAUGAAGAAGAAUUUCAAUCUAGAGAAAUCGAUGAUGAAUUGGCUGUUGAAAUUCUAGAAGAAGAUAUUGCCGCAUCACAAUCUCUUAAUAAUGGCCCAGGUGGGACAGGGAAAACAUUCCUAUACAGAGCACUUCUCGCAACAGUACGAUCAAUAAAAUUAGUAGCACUUGCAACUGCUUCAUCAGGUGUUGCUGCACCUAUUCUUCCGGGAGGUCAAACAGCACACUCACGUUUUAAGCUUCCACUUGAUACUGACGAAAGAAACACGUGCUGUGUCAGCAAACAAAUUGCACUGGCAAACCUACUACGUGCAGCAAAAUUAAUAAUUUGGGAUGAGGCUCCAAUGACAAGAAAACAACACAUAGAAGCAUUUGAUAAGAUGCUACGAGACAUCAAUGAUUCAGAUGUAACAUUCGGUGCAAAGGUUGUUGUUUUCGGUGGAGAUUUUCGACAGGUUUUACCCGUGGUUCGUAAAGGAACAAGACAACAACAGGUUAAUUCCAGUUCGGUUUAUUCCUAUUUGUGA